AUGCCCUCCGGAACAGAAAGUGAUCUCGAGGCUUGUGAUGCAAAGAUGCACUCAAAAUUACAAUUCGCAAAUCCGGGCCCAUUCGGCUACGGGGCGUUCUCGACGACACUGAUGACCCUGUCUCUGUCCAUGAUGGGCAUUCGGAAUGUUGAGAAUCAGACCGUCUUCAUAGCGAAUCUCUGCUUCCUUGCCGGUAUAGGAUUGCUUAUCUCUGCGCAAUGGGAAAUGGUCAGAGGCAACACGUUUGCUUACACGACCUUGAUUGCAUUUGCCUUCUACUACGGUGGCUACGGAUUCCUUCUCAUCCCUUCCGUGGGCAUCGUGGAUGGUUAUGGAGGCAAGACGGCGGAAUAUCUUAAUGCUUUCGGCUUCUAUCUUGCUGCGGUCCAGCAUGGUCGCUUUUCAACCUUUUUUUCUUUAUCGCCGCCUUUUCAACGCAACAAUAUCGCAAACGUCGUCGUGUACGGCGCACUCGAGCUCUCCUACACCUUCAACUGCGCCGCGAACUUUGCCUUUGCGGAUGGCCACACGUCUUCGGGUAUGAGCUUGACGAAAGUCGCCGGAUCGUUCGGGUUCAUUGCCGCGCUGGCGGGAUUCUAUGCCAUGGCAAACGGCUUCUGCGGCGAUGUGCUGCCGUUUGAGAUACCGUUAGGCGAUCUCUCAGGGUUCUUUGCGAAAAGCAAACUACCUGGCAGUGGCACCAGAAGAAAAACCACGUGA
Messenger RNA from Colletotrichum siamense, 720 nucleotides. RefSeq names its product Acetate transporter protein patA (gene patA-0). The record is from RefSeq and is a predicted model, not a curated record. Gene Ontology annotation, cellular component: plasma membrane. Gene Ontology annotation, molecular function: acetate transmembrane transporter activity. The coding region runs from base 1 to 720 and encodes 239 amino acids. Lineage: Eukaryota; Fungi; Ascomycota; Sordariomycetes; Glomerellales; Glomerellaceae. The transcript has 5 exons.